AGGCUGAUCAAACUCUCUAUCUCUCGUCAUUUUUUCAGCGAAAUGAAGCCCCACACUUGCAGAGGCUUGGGCACUCCUCCUCCAUCGCCACUACAUAAAAGCUCUAGUCUCCGCCCCUCAUGUGCUCCGCCUCUCAAACCUCUUCGCCACCGAGUUUUCCGCCAAUAUCCAACCGUGAAACGCCGCCACUUAAUACUCUCAGUUACAGACCCCCAAUAUUCAUGUACCGCACCCGCCCGGCGCCACGUCUUACUCGCUCCCCUUCUAACCGCCGGCGGUUGGGUUCUGCGGUCGGCGCUCGCGCGUGCGGAAGACAAGCCUCAGGACUCCUCCACACCGGAGAAAUCACCCGUGUCUCCGACGGUUGUGGAGAAGAAGGAGGAUAUCAUUGUUUCGAGGAUUUACGAUGCGACGGUGAUCGGAGAGCCUACAGCCGUGGGGAAGGAUAAGAUUAAGGUGUGGGAGAAGUUGAUGAAUGCGAGGAUUGUGUAUUUGGGAGAAGCCGAGCACGUCCCGAUCCGAGACGACAAGGACUUGGAGCUCGAGAUUGUGAGGAAUUUGACAAAACGGUGCACAGAGUCUGAUAGGCCCAUAUCUUUAGCUCUGGAGGCGUUUCCCUGCGAUAUGCAGGAGCAGCUUAAUCAGUAUAUGGAUAAAAGGAUAGAUGGAGAAACAUUGAAGUCUUAUACAUCACACUGGCCACCUCAAAGCUGGCAGGAGUAUCAGCCUCUUCUAAGCUACUGUCGUGAUAAUGGAAUACGCCUCGUUGCUUGCGGUACUCCGCUCAAGGUUUUAAGAAUUGUCCAAGCAGAAGGAAUUCGCAGGCUUUCAAAGGCUGAUCGUAGAUUAUAUGCUCCUCCAGCUGGCUCGGGCUUUGUUUCGGGCUUCACUUCCGUCUCACGCAGAUCACCAAUUGAUAUGAAUUCACCAAGUCUAUCUGUCCCUUUUGGGCCAAGUUUGUACCUAUCUGCACAAGCAAGAGUAGUUGAGGAAUAUACAAUGGCCCAGAUAAUUUUACAGAACAUAGUGGAUGGAGGAGCCACUGGGAUGCUAGUGGUCAUAACAGGUGCAAGCCACAUUAUGUUUGGAUCUAGGGGAACGGGGGUGCCUGCAAGAAUUUCAAAAAAGAUGCAAAAGAAAAAUCAAGUGGUUAUAUUACUUGAUCCUGAAAGGCAACAAAUAAGGAGAGAGGGGGAGGUUCCUGUUGCUGAUUUCUUGUGGUAUUCUGCUGCUAGACCCUGCAGUAGAAAUUGUUUUGAUCGUGCUGAGAUUUCUCGAGUAAUGAAUGCAGCUGGCCGGAGGCGAGAUGCCCUUCCUCAGGACCUUCAAAAGGGACUUGAUCUUGGUUUAGUAUCACCAGAGGUACUACAGAACUUCUUUGAUAUGGAGAAAUAUCCCCUGAUUUCAGAACUUACUCACCGUUUCCAGGGUUUCAGGGAAAGAUUGUUGGCAGAUCCCAAGUUCUUGCAUAGAUUAGCUAUAGAGGAAGCUAUAUCUAUAACAACUACUCUCCUAGCACAGUAUGAGAGGCGCAAAGAAAAUUUCUUUGAAGAGCUUGACUAUGUCAUCACGGAUACUGUCAGAGGAUCGGUUGUCGAUUUCUUUACAGUUUGGCUUCCUGCUCCAACUCUAUCGUUCCUUUCAUAUGCUGAUGAGAUGAAGGUGCCUGACAGCAUGGACACUUUGCAAGGUCUCCUUGGCUACAUCCCUGAUAAUGCAUUUCAAAAGAAUAUUGUUGGGAAGGACUGGAAUCUCAGUCAUAGAGUUGCAUCAGUGCUUUUUGGUGGUUUGAAACUUGCUAGUGUUGGGUUUAUUUCCAGUAUUGGAGCUGUAGCUGCCGCAAAUGUGUUAUUUGUGAUUCGUAGAUUUCUUAAUCCAGCUCUGAUUGCUAAUCAGGGCAAUAAAAGAUCCCCAGUACUCAAAACAGCUGUUGUAUAUGGAUGCUUUCUUGGAACAUCAGCAAAUCUUCGUUAUCAGAUUAUUGCUGGAAUAGUGGAGCAUAGAAUUUCUGAUGAAUUUUCUUCUCAUAUUUUACUUGUGAAUAUGCUAUCUUUUGUUGCUCGGACAGUCAACUCUUACUGGGGAACUCAGCAAUGGGUUGAUCUUGCACGGUUUACUGGACUGCAAGCUCGGAAGAGUGGAGCACCCCCUUUUGAAAUAUCAGAUUCUCCUAAUCAUGCCGCAUUGGGAGGUGGCAUCACAGAAGAUGCCACUGUUGAUGAAAUUAAGAAUCAAUAAGGUGAAAAAUCUGACUUCAGAAUUUCAUUUUAAUUUCCAUUCCAUUCUUUAAAAGCUGUGAAGGUAGAUCUGAGAGAGAGAGAGAAUUAUGGUCUUUAUGCUAAACCGGUCAACAUCGUUCUUUCAAUUUUGGUGAAUACAAGGGCAGGAUUUUUAAUUCUGAUUA
This is a messenger RNA of Juglans regia (Persian walnut), 2404 nucleotides long. RefSeq names its product protein RETICULATA-RELATED 5, chloroplastic-like. The coding region runs from base 43 to 2238 and encodes 731 amino acids. The transcript is spliced from 7 exons. NCBI's taxonomy places the organism in Eukaryota, Viridiplantae, Streptophyta, Magnoliopsida, Fagales, Juglandaceae. The record is from RefSeq and is a predicted model, not a curated record.